ACAGAGGAGAAUGUCUGGCAGAGGCAAAGGCGGGAAGGGGCUCGGCAAGGGCGGCGCCAAGCGCCACCGCAAAGUGCUGCGCGACAACAUCCAGGGCAUCACCAAGCCGGCCAUCCGUCGCUUGGCUCGGCGUGGCGGCGUGAAGCGCAUCUCGGGGCUCAUCUACGAGGAGACUCGCGGUGUGCUGAAGGUUUUCCUGGAGAACGUGAUCCGCGACGCAGUCACCUAUACCGAGCACGCUAAGAGGAAGACUGUGACGGCCAUGGACGUGGUCUAUGCUUUGAAGCGCCAGGGACGCACACUCUACGGUUUCGGCGGCUAAAUUCCAUUUCUGGGACAAAUCAUUUUCAGAACACAAAGGCUCUUUUCAGAGCCACCCACGCUUUCAAAAAGAGCCUG
This is a messenger RNA of Melopsittacus undulatus (budgerigar), 399 nucleotides long. Its product is annotated as histone H4. NCBI's taxonomy places the organism in Eukaryota, Metazoa, Chordata, Aves, Psittaciformes, Psittaculidae. The record is from RefSeq and is a predicted model, not a curated record. The transcript has a single exon. Gene Ontology annotation, biological process: nucleosome assembly. Gene Ontology annotation, molecular function: DNA binding; structural constituent of chromatin; protein heterodimerization activity. The coding region runs from base 11 to 322 and encodes 103 amino acids. Gene Ontology annotation, cellular component: nucleosome.